This is a messenger RNA of Aspergillus clavatus NRRL 1, 1320 nucleotides long. Its product is annotated as putative clock controled protein (Ccg-8). The record is from RefSeq and is a predicted model, not a curated record. Gene Ontology annotation, cellular component: endoplasmic reticulum; nucleus. Gene Ontology annotation, biological process: phospholipid biosynthetic process; endoplasmic reticulum unfolded protein response; regulation of transcription by RNA polymerase II. NCBI's taxonomy places the organism in Eukaryota, Fungi, Ascomycota, Eurotiomycetes, Eurotiales, Aspergillaceae. The transcript is spliced from 2 exons. Gene Ontology annotation, molecular function: transcription corepressor activity. Bases 1 to 1320 code for a protein of 439 amino acids.
AUGGAUGUCGAUAACCAUUCCGCGGCCGAGGAUCGCUCUCGUCGGGCCACCAGCGUCCUAUCCAUGGAUGACAUAGAGGCCGCUCAGGCGCUUGAGGGGCUCCGUUCUGACUAUGGACACUCAUCCCCGCGAACCGCUACGCAACAGAAACCCUCCAACGCCUCCUCGCUUCCUGCAUCCGACUCCAAGCCACAGCCCGAACCCCUCCUGUCCCUGCUUACAUCUACCCACCCCUUGAUCUCCUCGGCCAUCAAUGGGUCCAUGUCCGCAUAUACCUCGUCGAAAUCGUACUCGCCGCGUUUCAAGUCCGGUGUCGAGUUCAUUGAGCGCAACAUCGGCUCGCCUGUCGCCAACACCGUCGGAACGGUAGGUCGCAAGACCGGUGUCGAGAGCGGUCUCCGCUGGGCCCUCCAGCGCCGCGAAUCCAGCUCGACCGACCCCGCGACGAAGCGUCGCAAAGUGAGCGGCGAGAAGCCGCCGGCGGAUGUGGAUGUCGAGAAGGGACUGGUCGAUGAGUCCUCCGAGUCUCCGCGCGUGCGCAGCUCCUCAGACCCGUCACACUCCGAGCCUCUGCCGCCAUACGACGAUAUGCGGUCUCCGAACUAUGAGGAGAUCGGCCGGCCGUCAUCGCGCCAGGGCCCAAGCACCUGGCAGAGCCGGCUCAUGAUCUCGACAUCGGGUCUGGGCGUCGCCAUGAGCGACGAGUCCCUACGCAGCCUGCAGUACUGCCUGACCUGGCUGCGGUGGGCGAACGGCCGGCUGGGCAAGGCCAUUGUCGCGCUGCAAAGCGCGCUCAAGGACUGGGAAGCCGCACAGAAGGAGAACGGCGAGGGGGCCGAUGCCUCGUUGCUGUCGCAGCGCAUCCAGGCCGUCAAGGAGGAUGUCCUGUCGACCCUAAAACAGGUUGUCGACGUCGUCUCCAAGUACGCUGGGGGUGCGCUGCCCGAGAAUGCGCGGAACCUGGUCCGUCGGCACCUGACUUCCCUGCCACAUCGCUUCCAGGUCGCCUCGACGUCCCAGCCGCCGCCGGGCUCGGCGGUCUCCAGCUCGGAUGCCACGUUGGGUGCCCAUCGCAUUCUGGUGCUGGCGCAGGAAGGCCUGGACAUGAUGGCCCAGGUCAGCGGCGUGGUUAAUGACACCCUCGUCAGCGCUGAGCACUGGUGCGAACGACUGGGCAAGAAGCGACCGGAGGGCAAGAAUGCGGGCGAAAUGCCCCCACCUGAGCCCCGGCAGGAACAACAGUACCCGGCUGAUGUGAAGCAGCCGAUCUGUGAGCCCCCUCGGGAUGCUGCCAUGAUGGGGACGCAGGAGAAGGUGUAG